Messenger RNA from Cladophialophora carrionii CBS 160.54, 2466 nucleotides. RefSeq lists its product as uncharacterized. The transcript has a single exon. NCBI's taxonomy places the organism in Eukaryota, Fungi, Ascomycota, Eurotiomycetes, Chaetothyriales, Herpotrichiellaceae. Bases 1 to 2466 code for a protein of 821 amino acids. The record is from RefSeq and is a predicted model, not a curated record.
AUGAACCUGGUUACCGAGAACAACGCUCACAUUCAUACAGUCAAGCAAGCCACGCCUCAAUAUACCAAGUCCGACUCUCUGAAAUCAUCCUCUGCGACCAACGAGUACUUUUCUGACUAUGCUUCCGACGCCGCCAGUCAAAUAUCCCACGGUGGCCAAGGUUACGAGACACCUCCCUCGAGAAUCUCUACGCCACUUGUACAGCCGAACCCCGUCGACUCCGAGAUGACGCUCCCCGCUAGAGCCGGCGUGGCACAGCCGGCACCCCUCAACGUCAGACGCAGCCAAAAUGGAGGACCACAAACCCCGGGCAUGCUCUCAAGUUUUGACGAGAUGAGCCCUCCAACCCCGGACGUGGACGAUACCCCAUAUAUCCGGUUCGCCAUUGAGCAGCUGACAAGAGACGAGGAUGUCUUGGGAAGAGGCAGAGACAGUGCGGAUCCUGUUCAACCUCCGCCGGUUUCACCAGCUCCUCAUCCAUUUGCCCCCGAAGACAGUUCACUUGCAUCAACUUCGUCUCUAUCUGGUCCGCCUCCGUCCCCGCCCCCGGCCCCCCAGUCACGCUCUCCACGACCGGCGUCGCAGAUAAAUCGGAAGCCUGUUCCUCAAGAGGUUAUGCUUCCAGUGGAUCUGUCAAAAGACCUUCGGAUGCGGCUCGGCUUUGUACCACUACCAUUACGACUACCCAUGCUCGCACUAUACCUACUACUAUGCCUUUUAAUUAUCGCCGCCCUAAUAUUCAGCCUCAUAUUCGCCGGCACGAAUCACGCACUCUUUGACUACGAUGGAAAUGCAACAGCGCGAUAUUUUGUCUUUGAAUACCUGCCUCAACUAAUUGGCAUGCUCCUGAUUCUGUGGCUGUUUGUGAUCGAAGCGGCAGUGUACAGGUCUCUGCCAUACUACAACAUGAGCCCCGGCCAUCGCAAUUCCUGGGUCUUGCAAGACAUGCGCAUCCUGCCCGCCAACUUCGUCUUACCAGAUCUCACAUUUUUCCGAAAUCGCGAACCCCUGUUGGGGGUUGCCUUCUUGAUCUUCUGGAUCACGAACUUCACGGUGCCUCUGUUGGCGUGUCUGUAUCAGACCCAAUGGAUUACAGACGACGGCCCAGCUCGCUUCCGCUGGACAGCUGUUCGAGGCGUCGGCUGGACGUUGGUGGCGUUGUACGUCCCCCUUUGCCUUGCGCUUCUGUAUUGCGCUUUUCGCCUCCGACGGAGCAAGUCGAAUCUGCGUUGGGAUCCGGCUUCAUUGGCAGAUCUCAUCUGCUUGUUCCGGCGGUCCAAUGUGGGCUCGGAUUUCGAGCAAACCGAAAUAUCACCAGAGCCAAACGCACAGGUUCCACCAAGAAACCUGCGUCUCGGGUUCUUUACCACUUCUGAAAGACCAGAGGUCUUUCAUGGCGUUGGGGAGGAAUACGCACCCAUCAAACGACUGUCCUUCCAGACUCACGAACCGAAAGCGGCACCCCUGGCCAGUGAGUCCGCCGAUCUUGAAGCUCAGCGCCUGUCCUAUGGCUCGGGCUUUGCUCGCAAUAUCCACUCGCCUUUCGUCCGAUACCGGUGGGUGCCGUGGUAUCUGCGCGACUCAACUGUGCUUGCCUGGAUUAUAGCGGCUGUUUUGCUCAGCAUCGCCUUCCUGGUUGUCAGCUUUGUCAAUCGAGCAGUUCAGGACGGCUUUGAUCCUCAACUCCCAUCCUUGACCGACUCAAGUGGCUUCUCUCCAGCCAACUUCCUCUACAGCUUUCUCCCAACGUUCCUGGGGAUGUUCCUCUUCCUUGCCUGGCAACCCAUCGAUAUGUACUAUCGCGCAGUCCAGCCAUUCCGCAAUUUGUCACAACCCACCGGAGCCACUGCACGCCACUCGUUGUUGCUCUCCUAUCCAGCUUAUGGACAUCUGGGUGUCGUUACGCGGGCUUUGAUCAACAGGGAUUACAAGGUGGCAUAUGUCACCUUCAUAUCACUCAUUUCAGUGUCUAUACCAGUGUUGGCUGGUGGAGUAUUUACUGCUGUAUUCUUCUCCUCGGAUAACAGGGUCAGGAUUGUCGCCAGCAUGCCGGGCUACUAUGCUCUCUGUGUCUUGGUCACGGUCUACGCCCUCUCAUACCUCAUCAUUUGGCCCACGAGAAAACGCUACCUACCCCACCACAUCAACACCACUGCUGCUCUUCUGAGUUGGGUCUAUGCGAGUCCUUUGCUCGGCGACAUGGCUUUGCAGAACAUUGAGACAAAGACGGAGCUGGUUGACAGGCUUACGGGCUCGACUGUUGCCUCAGCUGCAUUGACGGGUGAUGGUGUUGCGGAUGAGAAACGUCACCGUCCUCAAAGAGGAGUUCGCCGUUUCGAUGCUAAUGCAGGCGUGAGGUAUGCCUUCGGCAUCUUCGUGGGACGAGACGGAAAAGAACACCUUGGCAUCGAUCGGUUGCAAAGGCCAGGCAGCCGGGAGAUGCUUGUUGCGCCGGCUUCACAAUAG